Messenger RNA from Daldinia decipiens, 1602 nucleotides. RefSeq names its product NAD(P)-binding protein. Bases 393 to 1388 code for a protein of 331 amino acids. The transcript is spliced from 3 exons. NCBI's taxonomy places the organism in Eukaryota, Fungi, Ascomycota, Sordariomycetes, Xylariales, Hypoxylaceae. The record is from RefSeq and is a predicted model, not a curated record.
UACCUGCAUACGUCCUCGGGGUUUGGAGUUAAAGUAGCAAAACCGGGGUUUUUCCUACUAGAGAUACUGGCACGGGUCAAUAACGUCUUAGGAUGGCGCCAUCCACAUUCUAUUUUAUAUACAUGUCAUUAAACACUGCAAUAUUCAACAGGUAAUCACACAGCCUAACCACUCGGACUUUAAAGGGACAUCUUCGGAGACUUUCCCUAUGAAUCUCGUGUACAUAGAAGAUGAAGUCAUCCCGGCGUUAUCAUGGUUAAGACCGCUAAAUGCAGAUGGUAGCCUGCAAAACUGUAAGAAUCGUGCCUAGAGGUUCAAUAUAAAUCCACAUAGCCCUAUCCAAAACCACCAGAUCUAUCUACUCAACACUAUCAGCGAUAAACUUAUCAGCAAUGGCCACUUACGACAGAAAUACCGAAGGUCUCGAACUUGUUCACAAGUUUGCUGACCAGGUGAAAGGAAGAACUUUCCUCUUAACUGGCCCAAGCCCUGGCGGCAUCGGUGCCGAGACAGUCACCUCGCUUGCCACAGAGUCCCCGGCUCUGCUCAUCCUCGUCGGGCGCUCCCCAGAGAAGGCACAAACCGUCAUCGACGCCAUCAAAAAGGCUAACCCUGGCGUAAAGACCAAGUUCGUCCAAGCCAACUUUGCCUCACUCAAGAGCGUCCGGAAGGCAGCGCAGGCUAUCCUCGAUGACCCAGAGAUCACCAAAAUCGACGUGGUGAUCAACAACGCGGCCGUCAUGGCGACCCCUUUCGAGCUGACAGAGGAUAAACUAGAGCUGCAGUUUCAGUCCAAUCAUCUGGGCCACUUCGUUCUCACCAAUAAGAUCAUGCCCAAGAUCAUCGCGGCCGGACCUGGCGCAAGGCUCGUCAACCUCAGUAGCCUGGCACACAAGCUCACGGGGGUGCGUUUCGAAGACCCGAAUUUCGCGCAGCCGGGCUCGUACGGCGAAUUCACGUCCUACGGACAAUCCAAGAGCGCCAACCUCCUGUACACGGUGGGCCUGAACAAGCGCCUGUCCUCGCGCGGCAUCCGCGCCUUCGCCGUGCACCCGGGCAGCAUCCAGACGAACAUACAUGCCCACACCCGACAGAUGGAUGGCGCGCGUCUGGCAUCGCUUAUGGAUGCAGCCAUACAGAAGACCACGGGCAUGACGACCGCCGAGUUCCGGGCGGCCGAACCGUAUAAGACGCUGCAGCAGGGUUGCGGGACGACUCUCCGCGCAGCUCUAGACCCGGACUUGGUCAAGGAGGAGGGCGUCUACUUGCAGAAUACUAACCUGACGACUGACCCCAACGAGGUUAAGGACUGGGCGACGGACCCGGAGCUCGCGGAGAAGUUGUGGAAGUUGAGCGAGGAGCUGGUGGGUGAGAAGUUUGAUAUCUAAGGGCCAGGUGUGUGCAAAACCAGAGUGGAGUGUUAUUGUAGAGUGUGAACUUGCGUUUAUAUAGUCGAAAAUAUAGAUAUGGUAUAUCUAUAAGUAUGACUUCUAUUCUCGACUCUGCUUGGUUAAUGUUUUGUGAGUGUAAUAGUACCUAGGUACUUCUUAAUAAAUCUUACCUACAUGCAUAGGGGCCUUACAAGCCACACCUGUACGUACC